Meleagris gallopavo (turkey) is the source of this 1075-nucleotide messenger RNA. RefSeq names its product rhophilin associated tail protein 1 like (gene ROPN1L). NCBI's taxonomy places the organism in Eukaryota, Metazoa, Chordata, Aves, Galliformes, Phasianidae. The record is from RefSeq and is a predicted model, not a curated record.
ACACGGGCGUUGCCCCCGCGGCUCAGCGACGCGGGCCGCAAACCGCCGGCCCGCUCGCAGCCGGCACGGCGCACUCGUUGCCAGGGCAGCGGCUGUGCAGGCGGAGGUCCACGUAACCAAACUUGAAAAGGCUAUGCCUCUUCCAGACACCCUGUUUUGUGCUCAGCAGAUCAAAAUCCCCCCUGAGCUACCAGAUAUUAUGAAACAGUUCACUAAAGCUGCUAUUAGGACUCAGCCUCGUGAUGUUUUGCAAUGGUCAGCUGCGUACUUUACAGCACUGUCAAAAGGUGAGCCUCUUCCAGUGAAAGAGAGGAUUGAAAUACCUUCAGCAAAACAGAAAAUGGAUGCUGGUUUGACCCCAGGACUCCUUAAAGUCUUGCACAAACAGCUUUCCGCUAAAGGCACUGUAAGUGUUGCAGAACUGAAGGAAAAAUGGAAAGACUUGUGCUUGCCAGAGGAGCAGCUGGAAGCUAUCCUGCAGUUGGACAUCUUUGAUGAAGAGGUGGAGUGGUUAAAGAUUCUGGCACUUGGGUGCAGUGUGCUUGGUGAGUCCUUGCUGAGUUCAAUGAAACACGCCUGUGAAAUUUUAACACAGGACCCGGAAGGUGGAGCAGCUCGUAUUCCCUAUGAAACGUUCUCAUUCCUUUACUGCUAUUUGGCAAGUAUCGAUGGAGACAUACCAAAGGAGAAAAUCAAAGCUUUCCUCCAAAAGAUUAAAGAAGACGCUGACCAGCAAAGUGGCAUGGUAUUGCUCAGAAACUUUCAGAGCCAGCCCUCAACACAGUUUUGAUCAAGUUAACUCUUCAGCACCAGAUGAGGGUGGAAAAAAUGAAGUAAAUACACUACACAAAGAACCUCUUCUCCAGCACUCCUUUUUCUUUAUUUCAUUCUUGAAAUUGUCUCUUAUCAGAGUGAAUUGAACAUACUGUCAUAUUGUUUUUUCACUUCUGAAAUACUGCUGCUCACAGCUUGGGAGUGGUACUUUUGCUGAUUUGUUUAUAUUUAACCAAAUGUAUUUCAUGAAUCUUUCUACCUAGACUUUAUGAAUAGAAAAUUAAAUUUAGAGAAGACUAGA